AUGGCUACCCCUAGUGUUCUCGCUUUUGACGCUGAGGGUCGGGCCAUUGACUUUGACGUCUGGAUAGAUGACCUGCAGCUUUUCUUACAGUGCGAUAGAGCAGACGGCCUCUCCCUCUUUGACCUCACUUCUGGUGCCUCUCCUGCCCCCGCCACUGAUGCUGACGCAACUGUUCGCUCCCAGUGGGCCACGCGCGAUGCUGCUGCACGUCUUGCUGUGCGUCGCCACCUGCCUACCUCUGAGCGUGCGCACUUUAGCCAGUACAAGAGUGCUCAGACCUUGUACGACGCUGUAGUUGCACGCUACUCCUCCCCUGCCACUGCUGCACUGAGUCGCCUCAUGCUACCGUACCUCUUCCCUGACCUUGCUGCCUUUCCCACAGUCGCUGACCUCAUUACGCACCUACGCACUAGUGACACUCGCUACCGCGCUGCGCUUCCUGCUGAGUUCUGUGCCAAGAACCCCCCCCCCAUGUACAUCACCCUCUACUACAUAGUCACCCGGCUCCCUGACUCCCUUCGCGUAGUCAGGGACCACUUCCUCUCAGUUUGCCCCACCACUCUCACCGUUGACCUCCUCGAGAAGUCCCUCCUAGCAGCAGAGAAGAGCAUAGUAGCUGUAGGAGCCUCUCGUGGUGACCCUCGCACCCCCAUCUUUGAGGGGUGUUCCCCCUCCCCCCUUUUGCCCUCUGUUGCCUCUGCUGCUGCGGCCGACCUCGUUGGGCUUGAGUCGGUCGGUGCGGCGUCUACCCCUAGCGGGAGACGCCGCCCUGGCAAGGGCAAGGGGGGCAGGGGCGCUGGAGGAGCUAGCGGGGGCGGUGGAGGCGGCAGUGGAGGCGGUGGAGGAGGUGGGGGGGGCGGUGGGGGUGGUGGCGGGGGGUGGAGGUGUCGGUGGCGGCAGUGGAGGCGGAGGCGGCAGCGGCAGUGGCGGAGGGAGCGGAGGUGGGCGGCGGUGGAGGAGGAGGCGGCGGAGGAGGUGGAGCUGGUCGUGGUGGCGCUGCGCAGAGGGUCGGCUUCCGGUGGUGAGGGGUGGGGGUACUGGUCCGUGCACCUACGUCCUCCGCACCGGCGACCGCGGCGGGUGAGCAGUGCGGGGGUGCGCACGUCCACCCAGCGCUGCUUUGGCCGCCUGACGGACGCUUGGCGUCACCAGUUCCCUGAGGCCACUGAGAUCCCCCGCUGGGGUGAGCUGUCUAGGGCGGGUGUGGCUGUCUUUGACCUUGACUUUGAUGCUAUUCUUGCUGCCAUGUAUACUGUGACUAUUAGUGAUGAGGGUGACUGUUACCGGUGUUUUCCGCCCGACCCGGGCAUUGAGACUGCUGCUCUAGGUACUGGUGAGGCUGCUGCUCUAGGUGCUAGCGAGGCUGCUGCUCUAGGUGCGUCUGCUCCCUCAGGUGCUGGUGAGUCUGCUCUCUCAGGUUCUUGCGUCGGCUUCGGCCUCCCACACCUUCACCCUUGCUCGGGGGCUUCUCGCUCCUUCUUUCGAGACCGCACCACACUCACGCCGCUUAGCCGGCCAGUUGCAGUCUCUCUGGCAGACCCCUCUGGGGGUCCUGUCCUUGCUCACUUCUCCACUGUCCUCCCGUGUCCGGCGGCCCCCUCUGGCACCCUGUCUGGUCUUUACCUUCCCUCGUUCUCUACGAACUUGGUGAGUGGUGCUGACCUCCAGGAUGCGGGGGUUCACCAGUUCACUCCUGCGAGUCGGCGGGUGACCCACUGCACGGACGCUCGGACAGGCCGACACCUGGCCACGUUUACCCGUCGGCCGGGGUCGAGCCUGUACACCCUGACCACUGCGUCUCCUCCAGUCACUGCGUCUGGUCAGGUAGCUGCGUCGGGUCAGGUGUUUGCUGCAGCGUCCAGGUCUGGUCCUGAGUCUGCCCCCUGUUCGUGUCGCCUCCUGUCCUCACGAGACUCUCCUCUGGCACCACCGCCUUGGUCACCCCUCCCUGCUUCGUCUCCGAAGCAUGGCCUCCCGUGUCCUUGUCUCUGGUCUUCCCCGGUCCCUCCCUCCCCUUCCUCCGGGGCCUGGCCCUACCUGCGUCCCCUGUGUCGAGGGGCGGGCAGCGGGCUGCCCCUCACUCCUCCCAGUUUCCUCCGACAGAGGCCCCGCUGCAGACGCUUCACAUGGACGUGUGGGGCCCGGCCCGCGUCCGUGGACAGGGUCACGAGCGCUACUUCCUGCUGGGUGGUUGACGACUACUCGCGUUACACCACAGUCUUCCCCUUGCGCAGCAAGGGUGAUGUCACUGAGGUGUUGAUCGACUGGAUCCGCGCAGCUCGUCUCCAGCUCAGGCAGAGCUUCGGCUCGGACUUUCCUGUUCAGCGUCUGCACUCUGACAGAGGUGGAGAGUUCUCCUCUGGCCUUCUGCGAGCCUACUGUCGUGCACGAGGCAUCCGCCAGACCUUCACGCUUCCGGACUCUCCACAGCAAAAUGGGAUUGCUGAGCGCCGCAUUGGCAUGGUCAUGGACGUCGCCCGUACGUCCAUGAUGCAUGCGGCUGCCCCCCAUUUUCUGUGGCCGUUUGCGGUUCGGUACGCGGCGCAUCAGAUCAACCUUCACCCCAGGGUCUCCAUGCCGGAGACCUCCCCAGCUUUGCUGUGGACGGGGAAGGUUGGCGAUGCGUCUGCGUUCCGUGUCUGGGGAUCUCGGGCGUUUGUCCGCGACUUGUCUGCGGACAAGCUGUCCCCUCGUGCUGCUCCUUGCGUCUUCCUUGGCUUCCCCCCUGACGCGCCAGGGUGGCAGUUCUACCACCCCACCUCUCGCCGUGUCCUGUCCUCCCAGGACGUCACGUUUGACGAGUCGGUCCCCUACUACCGCCUCUUCCCCUACCGCACUCCGUCCCUCCCCCCGCCACCGCUCUUCCUUGUCCCAGGUCCCCCCCCGGUAGACCCCCUCCCCCCUCAGGGUCCUGCCCCUUCAGGUGUGUCCCAGGUAGACGCAGUCGAGCCUGUCGAGGUUACUGGUGACUCUGGUGCUGCUGAGGGUGCUGAGCCUGGGGGUGCUGACUCUGGGGGUGCUGAGCGUGUGGGUGCUACGUCUGGGGGUGCUGAGCCUGGGGGUGCUGAGCCUGGGAGUGCUACGCCUGGGGGUGCUACGCCUGGAGGUGCUGAGCCUGGGGGGUGA
Messenger RNA from Closterium sp. Naga37s-1, 3126 nucleotides. Lineage: Eukaryota; Viridiplantae; Streptophyta; Zygnematophyceae; Desmidiales; Closteriaceae. The record is from the annotation of a GenBank genome assembly.